Molecule: messenger RNA, 1390 nt
Organism: Eubalaena glacialis (North Atlantic right whale)
Lineage: Eukaryota; Metazoa; Chordata; Mammalia; Artiodactyla; Balaenidae
Gene: DYNLT5
Product: dynein light chain Tctex-type family member 5
Exons: 6
Coding region: 391-930 (179 amino acids)
Biological process (GO): microtubule-based movement
Cellular component (GO): cytoplasmic dynein complex; cytoplasm
Molecular function (GO): dynein intermediate chain binding
Source: RefSeq, a predicted model, not a curated record
UCCAGGGGGAGUGCGCGGGCAUUCGCGGGCAGAGGGAAGCCUGGGAGGCGGGAGCCUCGCUCCGCGCUGGUCCCGGCAGACAGCGGAGGAGCCCGUGGUCUGGGAGGCCCCCGGCCGAGCCGCGUCUGCAUCUGCAGCACUGCCUUAGAAAUAAGAAAAAAGUGGCCCCAGUUUUUGGAACUGGAAGCGGGUCUUGGCCUUUUGUUCCCUGCCCGCCUGCGUGCCUCGGCUUUACAGUGACGCCCAGUGCAGAGCUGGCCAGCCCGGUCGGAUCGUGGAGCAGAGUGAGUUCUGAGCAGGCUGCCUGAGGUCUGGCGACGCCGGCGGCCUCAGCCCCUCUGGACCUCCAGGUCCCAAUUCUGGCCUGCGGGGCAGCUUUGGAAACAGGUUAUGAUGAUGUCAGACAUUGCUAAAGACAGAACGGCUCAUGUACUGAAGAAGAGGGGCAGUGUGUCUUCUUUAAGUAGCCAUGAGUUCCGGCGGAAAGAGCCUCGUGGGCGCACCAAAGACUCUCUGAGUACAGUGUCUUAUAUGGAUGAACCUAGCCAGCGUGAAGAUGCCUCUCACUUCGCAGUUCAGAUGGAAAACACCUACCAACUGGGUCCUACCAAACAUUUUCCUGUUGUCAUUGUCAAUCAUAUUCUGAAAGAUGUGUUAACUAACUACCUACAAGAAGAAAAAUAUGAACCAGAGCUCUGUAGACAGAUGACUAAAACAAUUUCUGAGGUUAUUAAAGCCCAGGUCAAGGACUUGAUGACUCCACGAUAUAAGCUAAUUGUGAUGGUUCACAUUGGACAACGGACUGGCCAGAGCAUACUGAUUGGAAGCAGAUGCCUCUGGGAUCCUAAAAAUGAUACCUUUGCCUCUUACAUUUUCAGAAAUUCUUCUCUCUUUGCUCUUGCAAAUGUCUACUCAGUUUACUUUGAGUGACUGAAAACAAGAAAUCUAGUUCGUACUUUUUAAAUCAAGAAAUAGGCUGUAUCUUUGUACACAAGUUUCACUGCCCAGACGUUUGAGAAAGACUCAACACUAAUAUUUCAAACAAUUGGAAGUUUGGGGACUUUUUCAUGCUCUUGUAAGUAUGAAAGAGUAUACUUACUCUUUGGGGGAGAGAAGGUGGCACAAGAAAGACCCUUGUUUAUCCAAAGAAGGAACUAAGUCUUGGUUCUGCUGGAUUGUUUUUUCAUAGACAUAGAUUCUUAUUAAAUAUUGCUUUGGGUACUAAUUAUUUUAAUUACACUUUAAUUAGAGAGUUAGAAUUCCCUGCAUUAUUUUUUUAAUGAAGAGAAGUCUUAAAAAAUAUGGCUAUGUACCCUGACCAAUAAAUGACGGUAGCAUAUUCAAUGUGGUAUACACAAAUGAUCAAUGUUACUCUGUCUCAGUGCUGUGU